UCACUCAAUGCCACCUUGUUUGUUUCCGUUGAGCCUCCAAACCCCAAAAGCCUCCGUGAAGAUGUCACACAGCUUGAGGUCCCUCAGAAGGCUCUUCACUCUCCGCCCCAAACCCUCCUCCUCCGUCAUCUCCACGCGCCGCCACGUCUCCACGGAGACACGCUCCCAGAAGCUGGAGCGCAUCGCUGACGAUCUCCUCCUCCUCGACAGGCUCGAGCGCCACGACUUCUCCGUCCUCUGGAGGCUCAAAUUGGGCCUCGACCGAUUCGCUGGCCCAGCCGCGGAUCUCGGCCCAGUUGGCCCAGCAUCAGGUGCUGGUGGUGCGGGGGCGGAUGCUAGUGCGGGAGCGGCGGCGGAGGAGAAGACGGUGUUCGAUAUAAAGCUGGAGAAAUACGACGCCGCAUCGAAGAUAAAGAUCAUAAAGGAAGUUAGGGCUUUCACCGAUUUGGGGCUUAAGGAAGCGAAGGAUUUGGUCGAGAAGGUUCCUUGCGUCUUGAAGAAGGGUCUCACUAAGGACGAAGCUGAUCCCAUUCUCCAGAAGCUCAAAGAUUUGGGUGCCACUGUUGUAUUGGAUUGAUUCCUAAUUCUUUUUUUUUCUUUUUGGUUGUAGAAUCAUUCAUCACUUGCCUCCAUAGCUUCAUUUUCAUUGAAAUGUGAUGAUAAUGUGUUUUUUAGUUCUCAAAUACAAAAGUUAUAUAAACAUAAUAAGGACUUGGAACGAUAAUGAAUAAUUUUCACUAUACCAGUAAAAAGAAACAUGAACCAACCAUGGUCUAAGUUUAAGAGAGUUUAUUAGUUUAUAUCUCAUUGUUAUUAUUUUCUGAAACAUAUCAGAAAUUUUGUCUCUCAAUAUUAAAGCUGGACCUAGAUGAUAAUCUGUGUUGUUAGAAAUUACUUCACUUCUUGAUAGAUUAGAUGCUUGCAUGGUUCAAUGGUGAUAAAUAAAGGCCUCUAGCUACAUGAAUAUUAGGUUUAUAGGAAACUAAAAAAUUUCUGGGACAUUGAACCUUCUGAAGGACUAACCAAACUUGGAGGAAUUUUGGAUUCGUUGAUCAUAAAAAAAAUCUCUGAUAUUAAUUUUUGAAAAAGCAAUGUUACGUGACUAACAUAUUAUUAUUUUUGGCCAUCACUUAGUCAGCAAUAAUUUACAUCCACAUUUAUAGUAUUUACUAGAGUUUACACACAUGAAUCUAUUUGUGCUGGCCAAAUGAUGACAAAAAAUACUAAAAGUUGCCAGAGAGUUUUUCUAUUUGAAAUAGGCCAUUUUUUCUACGUGCAUAAUUCUUCACAACUUUAAUAGUUCUGUGGUUUGAGAUAUAAUGUCAGGAAUAUCUUAUUUAUCCAGAGAGCAAGAAAGGGAAGCAGAAAAACAAAUUCAGUAAAUGGCGUGAUGGGUUAUUACAGGAGCAAAGUUAAGAAGAACAAAUUAAUCUGAUUAUACAUUGAAAAUUUCAGGUCAUCAAAAAACUUUCAAGAUCUGUCAUAUGUAUGUGUGAAUAGCGAAGAUCCUGGUUCACAACAUAUGGUUGUAUAUACAGACUCAAAGGAUGAACUGAAGUUACUUCUGGGAAAUAUAUUGUUGAAUUUG
Molecule: messenger RNA, 1588 nt
Organism: Arachis stenosperma
Lineage: Eukaryota; Viridiplantae; Streptophyta; Magnoliopsida; Fabales; Fabaceae
Exons: 1
Coding region: 8-577 (189 amino acids)
Biological process (GO): translation
Cellular component (GO): ribosome
Molecular function (GO): structural constituent of ribosome
Source: RefSeq, a predicted model, not a curated record